AUGUGUGGUUUGAGGGAGUUGAACCCUAAUUACAAACAUUCUCUCUCCACAGCAAGCAGUGGUACAGUGACUAUCAAUGCUGACUCUACAGUUCAAAUUCUGGCUGAGGAAGCUCAUCCUUUGGAUAGAUUUGACCCUCAAGCUGUUAGUCAACAGUUAGAGCAAGCUCAACAAGGUUUAUCAAGUGCGUCUGGUGAGGAAGAUAAAGCCAAGGCACAGAUUGCUGUUGAGUGUUUAGAUGCACUCAACAAAGCUCUAGGACACUGACAAUAACUUACCUUCUCUCUUUUAACCUGAGUGGAUUAGAGAAAGGAUUUGUAAUGUUCUUACCCCAGUGGAAUUCAAGUAAUUUGUGACCUCCAAAGUUAAUUGAACUAUCAAGCUUUGGUACUUGUGGUUUGUAAUGAUCAAACAAGUUUUGUUGAUUUGUAUCAGCUGCUCUUCGUGACAUUUGCAUAUUUUGAGAAAGUGUUUACCAACUUACUCAGGUCUUUCAUUUGCAAUGGCUUUUUCUCUAGUGUCAUUAAAUCUUGUCAUCAUUCAGACCACAGCAGUGGCUACAAUUUGAACUGAUUUUCAUGGUGUCAUUUUGUCUUGAAUAAACUUUAUUUGGUGCUUAUACUUAC
Messenger RNA from Orbicella faveolata, 626 nucleotides. Its product is annotated as ATP synthase F(1) complex subunit delta, mitochondrial-like. The record is from RefSeq and is a predicted model, not a curated record. Gene Ontology annotation, biological process: proton motive force-driven ATP synthesis. Gene Ontology annotation, molecular function: proton-transporting ATP synthase activity, rotational mechanism. Lineage: Eukaryota; Metazoa; Cnidaria; Anthozoa; Scleractinia; Merulinidae.